UGCAUAUUUGUGAAGUUGUAGAGAGAGUUUGACACGGUGCUUUUUUGCGUGAACCUAAACCAAAUGUUUGGCUAGUGCUUCCGGUAGCGUUGAAUUGAUUGCAGACACCUGACGUAGCAUACGCUGAUCAACGACCAGCGUGUUGAGGUUCCCCUCAACUCUCGCAGGAUUGUAGCUCGGUGUUGAAGGCAUUGGAAAUUAUAAUGGGGACACAAAUGUUGAUGUCGACUUUACUGUAUUAUUUUAACACCGUACUACUAUUUCACGUGGUUUUCUGUCACUGCAAGUUCAGCCAUGCCUCGUCCAACGCAGCGCACACUUUCGACGGUUACACCCAGUUUCCUUAUGAAAACCUUUUCACCCCUUUGUUAAAAGCCUUGUCAGAGCAUGGCAAAACGCGGUGGAACGCAGAACUUAAUCAAAGUGUGAAACCCGAGCUCAAGUAUAUGAAGUACAUGGUAGAAGUGCACAAGAAGUCAAGGGGUCAGAGGAGCUUGGACAGCAAUGACCUCUUCAAUACGUUGCGUCUGAUAAAGCCUCUGGAAAAAUGUCUUAACCAACGGAAUGAGAUUUCAAUGCAAGACUUGUCCUACAAACUCGAUACAGUGGGCGACAAAGAGCAGCUUCUGAAAUCCGUCAUGCUGUUCUCUUUUGACCAUGACGUUGCAGCUCCUAGCCCCUCACUGUGCUACCUCAACAUCAAAGAAGGGGAGGAUGCAAACCAGUGUCACUUGUGUCCCAGCACUGACCACCAGGUGAUGUUCACAGUUCACCAUGCAUACACGCCGCAAUGGAAGAAUUGGGUGGAGGUCGACAUCACAACCCUCUUGCUGCCAAUCUUGAAGAUCCACAAGAAAACUGUCCACCUGCUUGUCCACCUGAAUUGUUCAGAGGGCCUGGGCCCCCUCGGGGAAGGAGGGUCUGCAACAUCAUUAUUCCCCUCGUGGUCUCCGCCUUUACUUCUCUACCUGAAUGAUACCAGCAAAUCAGCGCGUCAGAAGUCCGCCCCUCCUUCCAGGGCAGGUCAAAGGUCACCGAUGGAUGAGCCACUCACAUCAGCUGAGAGGAGCGCCUUCAACUUGCAGCAAAUGCUCCGGCGCAAGAGGAGGCUUAGGAGGGCACCUCUGAAGACCAAAGGAGCCGGGCAAAGCUUGGAUCUCCAGCUCCCUGAGCUCCUGCCGAGCUCAGAGUACCCGACCAGUGACUGUGCCUUGUAUGACUUCAAGGUGGGGUUCAGCCAGCUCAAGCUGGAUCACUGGAUCGUGUUUCCCCCAAAGUACAAUCCUCGCUACUGCAGAGGGACCUGCCCCAGCACCUUGGGCUUCUUCUACCACUCGCCCAUCCACACUAUGGUGCAGAACAUCAUAUACGAAAAGCUGGACACCACGGUGCCCCGGCCGGCUUGUGUUCCCUCACACUACAGUCCCCUCAGCGUUAUGCUCUUUGAGGAGGACGGAUCCUACGUCUACAAGCAGUUUGACGAAAUGGUUGCCACAAGGUGCACUUGUCGUUGACUGAGUGUCGUUCUUUCUUGUACACGCUUAGCAAAUUGUUGACAUUACACCCCUUAAGUUAUGUUACCAUAAAUGUAUUUGGAUACUUUGUCUAGCCUCAGUGAGUGCAGGACUAUCAUGGUGCAAUUAAUAAUGUAGUUAUUUACGUAGAUCAGGUAUUUUUACUUAAUCGAGUGUAUAGUGUUAAAGAGGAAUCUUAUCCAAAAUAACUACAUUGCAGUUAUUUUUGUUUAAAACUUUAAUUUACUUUAUACACUUUAUCCCACCGAACUCUAAAUAUUUGUGAAAUUCUAUUUGUUUUAUGUUAAUUUAUUUUUGGGUGAAUGGUUUAUUAUUUAACACGAUGUAAUAGUUUGAAGUAACCUUUUACUUUUCCUUUUUGCUUCUGGGGAUACAGACAAGUUGUUUGAUCUGCAACUGUCAAUUUUAAUGUCCAGAAUCCAAAGCUGACAAAAUGAGGCCAGCUGAACGUUUCAAUGAUGUAUAACUUCUGGUAAUCAAGACCACCUAGGACAUGUUGCAUGUAUAGAGUUGUACCUGUAAAUCCAUCCGACCAUUUUUCAAAUUCAAUUCCUUCAGAGAAAACGAUGUGAUUUGAAUCGCUGUAAAAAAGGAAAUAAAAAGAAAAAAAGAAGCAGUAUUGUCCUGUGUGUUUGU
This is a messenger RNA of Gadus macrocephalus (Pacific cod), 2171 nucleotides long. Its product is annotated as growth/differentiation factor 9-like. NCBI's taxonomy places the organism in Eukaryota, Metazoa, Chordata, Actinopteri, Gadiformes, Gadidae. The transcript is spliced from 2 exons. Gene Ontology annotation, cellular component: extracellular region. The coding region runs from base 204 to 1514 and encodes 436 amino acids. Gene Ontology annotation, molecular function: cytokine activity; growth factor activity. The record is from RefSeq and is a predicted model, not a curated record. Gene Ontology annotation, biological process: BMP signaling pathway; SMAD protein signal transduction.